GAUGGCGAAUCUGAGAAAGCCCCGCGUUCGGUGGAUUUAACGUAAUCUGCAGAUGUUGAUCGUUCCACCCCAAUCCCGAUGCUCUCGCGGCUUCCAGCAUAAAUGAGUUUUGGUUUUCAUCAACACUUCUGUCAGCCACUUUGUUGUGGUCACACAUUUUGACAUCUACUUAGGAGAGAACGGAGCAGGAUGGGGAAGAAGAUGGCGACGGCGUUGGUGGUGACAGUGAUGGGGCUGCUACUCCUGGGGCUGUACCUCGCGGUGGACACCACCACCACCACGAGUGCCACCCCUGCAUACACAAACUCAGGUACUGGUGGAGGGACCACGCUUGCGGCACUUGCCAAACUGGUGGCAUCGCAUUGCAGUCCGGCCAGAACUAGCUCACCUUCUAGGGAGGAAAUUGAGAGGGUGUUGGUGCAACCCCACAGACGUCUUCUGCAGAUCAAGCGCAAACCUCCCAACAGCUAUCCUCCCCCUCCCAAGAAUCCCCGCCUCGUCUUGCCGCCACCCCCAGCGGCCUAGCGGAUUAGCACAUGAAACAAGUGGAAUUAUACGAGGCAUUUGUAGAGUGUAUCACUCUUGCCUGUUGGUAUAUGCAUACAUACAUCUGAUGUUGCGCGACGUGACUUGAAUGUAGAUGAUGCCUUUCAGUUCGAUCCUAAGUUCUAUUGAUCAGUAGAAGUGAGAAAGGUCAUGGCUCAGCUGGGGCGUCUCAAAUUAUUCUAAUAACUUCUAGUGACUGUUCUUCAUUUUCAGGUGUGGACAGGUUUGAAAAAUAGUUUGCUGCAAUUCAGUGGGCGUUUCACAGUGAUAUCCAAAUGUGUGUAUGUGUAAAUAUACGUAUUCUGUGGUGAA
Messenger RNA from Physcomitrium patens, 858 nucleotides. RefSeq lists its product as uncharacterized. NCBI's taxonomy places the organism in Eukaryota, Viridiplantae, Streptophyta, Bryopsida, Funariales, Funariaceae. The record is from RefSeq and is a predicted model, not a curated record.